AUGGCAGAAGAGCUUCAAGCGAAAAUCAUCCAAACGCGAAAAGAGAUAGACCAGAUUAAAGAAGAGACUCGAGCGAAUCGCGAAGCAAAAGAGGACACAACCAUGAAGAAAUUUACAUCUGAAAUACCGGGGAUUAGUAAGAGUGACCACGUCAGAUUUAAACGUGGGCUUCGAGGCCAUAUCUCGAAGAUAUACGCGAUGCAUUGGGCAGCUGAUUCGACUCAUUUAGUCAGUGCGUCACAAGAUGGGUUGAUGUUAACAUGGGAUGGCCAGUCGACACAAAAGAUCCAUUGCAUUCGUAUACGAAGCUCGUGGGUCAUGACUUGUGCUUAUGCGCCAUCAAUGAAAUUUGUAGCGUGUGGUGGGCUUGAUAACAUCGUCUCGAUCUAUUCGAUUGCUCCAAAAUCGUCGAGCAAUGAACCAUUGAAUAACACGACUGCUGAAUUGGCUGGACACGUUGGAUAUAUUUCUUGUAUGCGUUACGUCGAUGAGAACAGAAUUUUGACGUCUUCUGGUGACUCCACUUGCUGUUUGUGGGACGUCGAACAAACAACUAAAUUGAUGGAUUUCAAAGACCAUCAAGCCGAUGUCAUGUGCGUCUCCGUCUCACCCGACCACAACACUUUUGUGUCUGGGGCGUGUGACUCGAUGGCAAAGUUGUGGGAUAUCAGAAUGGAAAACUGUGUUGCGACAUUCACCGGACACGACGCUGAUAUCAACGCUAUUGCGUACCACCCUAGUGGAAAUGCUUUCAUUACUGGAAGUGAUGACUUCUCAUGCAAACUCUUUGAUAUUCGAGCGGACAGAGAAUUGAUGAAUUACUCGUCUGAAAGUAUGCAACAUGGCGUGACAAGUGUUGCUAUUAGUUCGACAGGAAGAUAUUUGUUCUGUGGGUAUGAUGACUUGGGAUGCUUGUGGUGGGAUGUCUUGAAGGGUGACUAUAUCACUCGACUGACGGGCCAUGAAAAUCGUGUAAGUUGCUUGGGUGUUUCUCCAGAUGGGUUUGCUUUGUGUACUGGGUCUUGGGAUUCCACCCUUAGAAUUUGGGCUAAUUAA
Entamoeba invadens IP1 is the source of this 1056-nucleotide messenger RNA. Its product is annotated as guanine nucleotide-binding protein subunit beta, putative. Gene Ontology annotation, molecular function: protein binding; signaling receptor complex adaptor activity. Gene Ontology annotation, cellular component: cytoplasm; heterotrimeric G-protein complex. The coding region runs from base 1 to 1056 and encodes 351 amino acids. The transcript is spliced from 2 exons. Gene Ontology annotation, biological process: G protein-coupled receptor signaling pathway. Lineage: Eukaryota; Evosea; Mastigamoebida; Endamoebidae. The record is from RefSeq and is a predicted model, not a curated record.